Molecule: messenger RNA, 867 nt
Organism: Olea europaea var. sylvestris
Lineage: Eukaryota; Viridiplantae; Streptophyta; Magnoliopsida; Lamiales; Oleaceae
Product: transcription factor SRM1-like
Exons: 2
Coding region: 1-867 (288 amino acids)
Molecular function (GO): DNA binding
Source: RefSeq, a predicted model, not a curated record
AUGGAAUGGCCAGAUUUUCAAUAUGCGCCUUUUAAUGAUAAUCUUUCUUGGGAUGAUCUAUUUCACCCUCAAUUCGAGGUUGAGAAGCCAGCAGAGUGGACAGCCGAAGAGAACAUUUUGUUUGAAAAUGCUUUAGCUGAAGUUGAUCCAAGCAAUCCUGCCUUCUUUGAAAAUGUUGCAUAUAGGGUUCCUUGGAGAUCAAUUGAUGAAAUCAAAUCUCACUACCAAGCCUUGGUUGAAGAUAUAGAGUUGAUUCAGUCAGGUAUUUACCAAAUUCCCAAAUCUGAAAUCGAUGAUCAGGACAACAAGGACGAAUUACAAGAAAGAAAUGAAAAGGAAUGUCCAUCACCGGCGCCUAAAAAGACAUGCAAUAGUCAGAAACGCCGAAGGGGUGUUCCAUGGACUGAAGAAGAACACCAGCUGUUCCUCAUGGGACUGAAAAAGUAUGGGAAAGGAGACUGGAGGAGCAUCUCAAGGCAUUAUGUCCUUAAUAAGACCCCAACCCAAGUCGCAAGCCAUGCACAGAAGUACUUUCGACGACAAAACAGUUUGACUCCUAAGGAUAAGCGUCGACCCAGCAUCCAUGACAUUCAAUGUGUCAAUCCGACCACUUUGGUUUCUAUGCCUCCAAUCAAUACCAACUAUAUUAAUAAUAAAACAGUCAUGGAAGAUGCAAAACUCCCCUCUGGCAACAAUUUUGAGCUCAAUUUCAAUGGAAAGUUUGGUCAUUUUACAAAUGUCCGUAAUCCUAUGUGUCCACCAGUUGGGACCUCAUCCCUAGCAACUGAUCAAAUGUUCAAUCAAGCUUCUACUUCCUAUUCUCCGUCAUGCAUGUUCCCAUCCAUGCAGAAAAAACCCUGGGGUUGA